This is a messenger RNA of Brassica oleracea var. oleracea, 1508 nucleotides long. Its product is annotated as metalloendoproteinase 2-MMP-like. Bases 113 to 1258 code for a protein of 381 amino acids. Gene Ontology annotation, molecular function: zinc ion binding; metalloendopeptidase activity. The record is from RefSeq and is a predicted model, not a curated record. The transcript has a single exon. Lineage: Eukaryota; Viridiplantae; Streptophyta; Magnoliopsida; Brassicales; Brassicaceae. Gene Ontology annotation, cellular component: extracellular matrix. Gene Ontology annotation, biological process: extracellular matrix organization; collagen catabolic process; proteolysis.
UACCUUCUCUCUCUCUCUCUUUCUCAAAAUCCUCUCCUAAAAUCCUAAAUAUUACCUCUCCAUUUUAUUUUUCCUUCUUCGUCUUCGGCUUACCUCUAAUCCGAAAACCACCAUGAGGUUUUGCGUUCUAGGAUUAUUAUCAAUCUUCCUAAUCGCUUCUCCCGUCUCCGCCUGGUUCUUCCCCAACUCCACCGCCAUUCCACCGUCUCUACGUAACACCACACGCGUUUUCUGGAACGCUUUCUCCAACUUCACGGGCUGCCACCACGGCCAAAACGUGGACGGUCUCUUCCGCAUCAAAAAAUACUUCCAGCGUUUUGGUUACAUCCCCCAAACAUACACCGGAAACUUCACCGAUGAUUUCGACGACAUCCUCAAAGCGGCCGUUGAAUUAUACCAGAAGAACUUCGGGCUUAACGUUACCGGAGAACUCGACGCGCUAACCAUCAAACACAUCGUGAUCCCACGUUGCGGUAACCCCGACGUGGUCAACGGUACGUCGGUGAUGCACAACGGGAGAAGAAAGACCUUCGAGGUCAACUUCUCCCCCGGGGGACGUAUACCGCGUUUGCAUACGGUCAAACACUACACGCUCUUUCCGGGGGAGCCACGGUGGCCCAAAGACCGCCGUGACUUGACCUACGCGUUCGACCCGAGAAACCCAUUAACCGAUGAGGUCAAGGGGGUGUUCGCACGCGCGUUCGGACGCUGGGCCGAGGUGACGGAGUUAAACUUCACGAACAUUGAGUCGUUCACGACGUCAGACAUCACCAUAGGGUUUUACACGGGAGAUCACGGUGACGGAGAGCCUUUUGACGGCGUGUUGGGCACGUUAGCUCACGCUUUCUCGCCUCCGAGCGGGAAGUUCCACCUCGACGCAGACGAGAACUGGGUUGUCUCCGGUGACCUUGAUAGUUUCCUCUCAGUUACGGCGGCGGUUGAUCUUGAGUCGGUGGCGGUUCACGAGAUUGGUCAUCUUCUUGGUUUAGGACAUUCCUCGGUGGAGGAGUCGAUCAUGUAUCCGACCAUCACGACGGGGAAGCGUAAAGUUGACUUGACGAAUGAUGACGUGGAAGGGAUACAGUACUUGUACGGUGCGAACCCUAAUUUCAACGGGACAUCGCCACCGUCCACAACCACUCGUCAACGAGAUACUGGUAGCUUUGGUGCCGCUUGGAGAAUCGAUGGUUCAUCGAGGUUGACGAUUUUCAGUCUCUUGUUGUCAACCGUCGGAUUGUUCUCGUGGUUGUUACCGUAGAUGAAUUUUAUUUACUCGAUUUUAUUUAGUUUGAGUUGACAUAAAAUCUUAAUUCUUUGUUUAUUAAAGGAUGGGGAUAUAUACACACGUAUUCAUACAUUGGUUUCUUUUUCGCAUAUACUUUCUGUAUAUAAAAAUUUCUGUCCUACCAAUGUUGAUUUUUUUUUGUUUAUACGUUCUUUGCUGUAGACUUUAGUGGUUAGUAUUCAUUACAUACUAAAAUCACGUUGAAUGCCCUAAGACAUUGGCC